Molecule: messenger RNA, 1087 nt
Organism: Diorhabda sublineata
Lineage: Eukaryota; Metazoa; Arthropoda; Insecta; Coleoptera; Chrysomelidae
Product: transmembrane protein 64
Exons: 4
Coding region: 183-974 (263 amino acids)
Source: RefSeq, a predicted model, not a curated record
UUUCACAUUUAUAUACCAAUGAUCAUUAUCUAUGUUUAUUACCGAACAUUAGGUUAUAGUGUGCUGGUGUCAGAUAUAAUAAAAAAUAGUUAACCUAUUAAAAUAUGAACAGUAUAUGUUAUUAUAUUGAAAAAAGCAAUAAUAAGUAAUAAGAAAUGUAUUUGUGAAUUUAUUUUUAUAUAAUGAAGUUAAAUAUUGAUAAUCUGGAAACCAAGAAAGAUACCUAUAAAGAAAUACAUAAAACUGUGUGUUUCUUAUCUCUGUGUAGAUUAUUGGCACUUAUAUGUACAAUAAUCGUUAUAAUUGUGGUUCUCCUACUUUGCAAGGCGUAUAUUAAAUUUGUCUUAAUUUGGCUCGAGAAACAAGAUAUUGUUAUAGUAUCUGGAACAAUAUGCUUCCUAUUUAUUAUAGUAGCUCUACCUAUAAGCAUAGGAUAUAUUGUUUUAGUUUUAGCAUCAGGAUAUUUAUUUGGAGUGCUUAAAGGCUUAUUGUUGGUAGUCUUUGGGGCAAAUUUUGGUUUGUUCAUUGCUGAUAAUAUUCUAAAAAUUGUUGGACACCAUCAUAGCAUUUACAAAUAUACACAGAAUGACACUGCUGCAGCUAUAAUGAGAGUUAUUUCAGGCCCAUUAUGUUUCAAAAUUGUUUUUUGCUCAAGACUGACUCCAAUUCCCUUUGGGUUACAAAAUACGAUUUUUGCGCUAAGUAAUGUUAGUGCCAAAAUUUAUUAUUUAGCUUCACUACUUGGACUGUUUCCUGCUCAAUUUGUUGCUGUUUACGUCGGUUCUACCUUAAGAUCCAUGCAAGAUGUCUUGGAAAACAAACAUUUAUCUUCUGGUACCUAUAUUUUUGCAACCCUUCAGUUGAUACUCGGAACCUUUCUAAUGAUUUUUAUUGGAGCUAAAGCAAGAAAGGAACUACUAAAGGCAAUUGCAGAAGCUGAUAACAAUACUUCCAGUGGUUAUUCCUUAGUGUGAUAUUUAUUUUACAUUUUUAUGACCACUUUUUCAACGAGACCAAAUAUUUUUCAUAAUAGAUUUGUUAUAACUUAUUUGAAAUAAUAUUAAUAAAUAUUUUUAUACCAACACAA